Fundulus heteroclitus (mummichog) is the source of this 1995-nucleotide messenger RNA. RefSeq names its product ALG11 alpha-1,2-mannosyltransferase (gene alg11). The transcript is spliced from 5 exons. The coding region runs from base 85 to 1575 and encodes 496 amino acids. Gene Ontology annotation, molecular function: GDP-Man:Man(3)GlcNAc(2)-PP-Dol alpha-1,2-mannosyltransferase activity. The record is from RefSeq and is a predicted model, not a curated record. Gene Ontology annotation, biological process: protein N-linked glycosylation. NCBI's taxonomy places the organism in Eukaryota, Metazoa, Chordata, Actinopteri, Cyprinodontiformes, Fundulidae. Gene Ontology annotation, cellular component: endoplasmic reticulum membrane.
CCUCUUGGUGGCGCCAGAUAGCCAGAACUCACUCUGCGGUUGGAGGAGAAGAGGUUGUGACGCACGCAGUGGACCGACGCAAAGAUGUCGGCUCACGACCAGCUGGUGUUGUGUUUGUGUGAAUUAACGAGGUUGCUUUGGAAGUUGCUGCUCCCGCUGGUGCUUCUGUGUGUGCUGCUGGUCGCGGUCCUCGUCCUGCUGGUGCUGGCCGUUCGCCUCUGGCUGCAGAGCAGCAGGAACGCUCGGCGGGCGAGGGAGGGCCGUCCCACCGUGGCGUUUUUCCAUCCGUACUGCAACGCCGGUGGAGGCGGGGAGAGGGUGCUCUGGUGUGCCAUCAGGGCUCUGCAGAACAGGUAUGCGGACAUCAACUUCGUGGUGUACACCGGCGACCUGGGCGUGACGGGCCAGCAGAUCCUGGACGGAGCCCGGCGGCGCUUCAACGUCGUCCUGCCGCGGCCCGUCCGCUUCGUGUUCCUGCAGCACCGGGUGCUCGUGGAGCCUGGCCUGUUCCCGCACUUCACCCUGCUGGGACAGAGCGUGGGGUCCGUCUUCCUGGGGUGGGAGGCCCUGACGGAGCUGGUGCCCGACCUCUACAUCGACUCCAUGGGUUACGCCUUCACUCUGCCGCUGUUUCGCUACCUGGGAGGCUGCAGCGUGGGCAGCUACGUCCACUACCCCACCAUUAGCACCGACAUGCUGUCUGUGGUGGCAGAGAGGAACCCACGAUUCAACAACCCGGACUUCAUCUCAAACAGUCUGUUCCUGACCGCCUUCAAGUUGGUCUACUACUGCCUCUUCGCCGUGCUCUACGGCAUGGCCGGCUCCUGCAGCGACGUCAUCAUGGUCAACUCCUCCUGGACCCUCGACCACAUCCUGUCGCUGUGGCGCUCCCCCAACCGCACCAGCGUGGUGUACCCGCCCUGCGACGUCGGCGCCUUCCUGGACGUGCCGCUGGAGGACGACGGGGACAGGAAGUGUCACUCCAUCGUGUCGGUGGGGCAGUUCAGGCCAGAGAAGGAUCACCGGCUGCAGAUCAGGGCCUUCAAGAAGGUGCUGGACAGGAGGAGGGAGGGGUCGGGGGCCGGAGCGGCGCUGAAGCUCGUUCUGAUAGGCGGCUGCAGGAACCAGGAGGACGAAGACAGAGUGCUCAUGCUUCGGGGACUUUGCCAGGAGCUGGGCGUGGCCGACAGGGUGGAGUUUAAACUGAACGUGUCCUUCGGGGAGCUGAAGGAGGAGAUGAGCAGAGCCACCAUCGGUCUCCACACUAUGUGGAACGAGCACUUUGGAAUCGGUGUCGUGGAGUGCAUGGCAGCAGGAAAGGUCAUCCUGGCUCACAAAUCGGGGGGCCCGAAGCUGGACAUCGUCAGACCUUUCGAGGGACGCCCAACGGGAUUCCUGGCAGACGACGAGGACGGUUACGCCGAAGCCAUAGAGCAGAUCCUGGCCCUGCCGGCCGAGAGCCGCCUGCAGAUCAGACGCGACGCGCGGCAGUCAGCGGCGCGCUUCUCAGACGAGGAGUUCGAAGCGUGCUUCCUGGCAGCGACGGAGCCGCUGAUGGGAACGCUGGAGCUCUGAUCGGCCUCGUGUGCUCAAACCUGAAGCCCCUCUACCUUAAUGCUCUGAUGGCUUCAUGCAGGACUGGCGACAAACAUCACUUCCUCCUUUCAGAAACAUGUUGAACUGAAACGGUUUUGUCACGGUAAGAUAUUUAGCUGCAUAUGAAGCUGCAGUUCUAUGUAAAGUUUGUGGAUUUCUUUUUUUUUUUUUUGAAACCACACUUGUCUAUAGUGUAUAUAUUGUAGUAAAUAUCAGCAGGACUUUAGUUAAAGACCUGAAAGAUGAUUAAAUUGUUUACAAAAAAUAUAAAUAUUUAAUUCUAUUCAUGUACUAUUGAUAUUGAGUGUGCAUUUAAUAAAGACAGGGUUUUUUUUAUAUUCAUGCAGUUUAGAAAGUGAGAUCUUUAGUGUGAUAGAAAAUAAAACUGAACUACUUUUA